This is a messenger RNA of Trichoderma aggressivum f. europaeum, 1467 nucleotides long. RefSeq lists its product as uncharacterized. Gene Ontology annotation, biological process: proteolysis. The coding region runs from base 1 to 1467 and encodes 488 amino acids. The record is from RefSeq and is a predicted model, not a curated record. The transcript has 2 exons. Gene Ontology annotation, molecular function: aspartic-type endopeptidase activity. Lineage: Eukaryota; Fungi; Ascomycota; Sordariomycetes; Hypocreales; Hypocreaceae.
AUGAAGGCCUCCCCCCUGGCCGUUGCAGGCGUCGUCCUCGCCUCAACAGCCCAAGCCCAAGUCGUCCAGUUCGACAUUGAGAGGCGUCACGCACCGAGUCUUCGCAAACGAGACGCGACCAUCGAUGGCACUCUGUUCAACGAAAAGGUCCAGGGCGGAUACUUUAUCAACGUCGAGGUUGGAACCCCUGGCCAGAACAUCACGCUGCAGCUCGACACAGGCAGUAGUGAUGUCUGGGUCCCUGCUUCGACGGCUCCCAUCUGCACUCAAACUUCAGAUAGAAACCCCGGCUGCACUUUUGGAAGCUACAACUCCGAUGAUUCCAGCAGCUUUGAGGUUGUUGGAGAAAACCUCUUCGACAUCACCUAUGUCGAUGGCUCCUCGUCCAAAGGCGACUACAUUCAAGACACCUUCCGCAUCAACGGCAUGGACAUCCAGAACCUCACCAUGGGACUUGGCCUGGACACGUCUAUCGCCAACGGCCUGGUGGGAGUGGGAUACAUCAACGAUGAGGCAUCACUCGGCACAACCCGAUCUACCUACCCGAACCUCCCCGUUGUCUUGCAGCAGCAGAAGUUCAUCAACACAGUAGCCUUUAGCCUGUGGCUCAACGACCUGGAUGCCAGCACGGGCUCCAUCCUAUUCGGCGGCAUCGACACCGAAAAGUAUCACGGCGAAUUGACCAGGAUCAACAUCAUUUCCCCCGACGGCGGCAAGACCUUCACCGAGUUCGCCGUCAACCUGUACUCGGUCGAGGCUUCAAGCGCCAGUGGCACCGACACCCUCAGCACAAGUCAGCAGACUCUGACAGCUGUUCUGGAUUCGGGAACCACUCUAACCUAUCUGCCGCAAGACAUGGCUGAGCAGGCGUGGAACGAGGUUGGAGCUACUUUCAGCGGCGAGCUCGGCAUUGCUGUUGUUCCUUGCUCUGUCGGAAACAUCAACGGCCACUUCGCCUUUACCUUUGCCGGAGCCGAUGGCCCUACAAUCAACGUCACCUUGUCGGAGCUCGUCCUCGACCUCUUCAGCGGCGGCCCCCCUCCUCAGUUCUCGUCUGGUCCCAACAAGGGCCAGUCCAUCUGCGAGUUUGGCAUCCAGAACACCACCGACGCUCCUUACCUGCUUGGCGACACGUUCCUCCGAUCUGCAUUCGUUGCCUAUGACCUGGUCAACAACGAGAUUGGAAUUGCUCCGACCAACUUCAACUCUACCCAGACCAACGUUGUGGCCUUUGCCAGCAGCGGUGCUCCUAUCCCAUCCUCCACCAGCGCUCCAAACCAGAGCAACACUGGCCACUCGUCAUCGACGCAGUCUGGUAUGUCUGCUGAGAGUGGCUUCCAAAAUGGCGACGACGACAACGCUGCUUCCUUGACCGGUGCCUUUUCCGGCCCUGGAAUGAUUGUUGUCGGUUUGACCAUCUGCUACACUCUUCUUGGAAGUGCCGUGUUCGGCGUUGGGUGGCUGUAA